This is a messenger RNA of Cylicostephanus goldi, 141 nucleotides long. NCBI's taxonomy places the organism in Eukaryota, Metazoa, Nematoda, Chromadorea, Rhabditida, Strongylidae. The record is from the annotation of a GenBank genome assembly.
CCUUCUGCCUACGAUGCUCGUUACCCACGUGAAGAUGCGUUGACGAGGAUGUACGCCACCGCCGGAAGACGACGUCAAGCAGGUUGGUACGACCACGACGACGACGUGCCCAGCCCUUCGUUCCUUGUUGACGGUCGAUGA